AUGCUGAUUAAGAAGGAAUUAAUAAUUUUCCUGGAUAUAACAGCUACAAAGGGAAUAACGACAGUCACAGUGCAAUACAAACACACUACAAGACGACUACCUUUGAUCAUCACCUCAGAAGAAAAAGGACCCAAUUUAUUCGGAGAAAAUUGGUUUAAACCUUUUGACAUUGUUGUAACUGGAAUACAAACAGCACAACUAACCCCUGAGACUGAUUACAUAACGAUUCUCGAUAAAUUCCCGGCUCUAACAGCACCAACACUCUCAGGACAUGCUGGAAAACCCAUAAACAUCCAGAUAAAGCCAGACUGCAAUUCAAAAUUCUUCAAAGCACGAAAAAUACCAUUCGGAAUUACAGAAAUGGUGAGCGAAGCACUGGAGGACAUGGUAAAGCAAGGUAUGAUUACACCUACAGACCAAUCCGAUUGGGCAACACCAGUACUGUUCGUGCCAAAGAAUUUGGAGAAGAAGCUGAGAGUUGUGGGAGAUUACAAGGUCGCAGUGAACCCGGUCAUCACCGACGCAGAGUAUCCGCUACCUACUGUCAAAGAAGUAAUGACUACACUCAAUGGAGGAAAAAAAUUUUCACAAAUUGACCUCAAGAACGCCUAUAAGCAGAUACGAGUGGACUCUGAGACAUCAAAAAUCCUCACCAUCAGUACACCAAAACGAUUGUUCAACGUCAACGUUUUGCUGGACGGAUUGAACAUUGCACGCAGAAUUUUCAAAAAAUUCAUAGAAACACACCUGACUGAUACAGAGCACGAUGAAAGACUCAUCCAGGUCCUGAAACGUCUGGAAUCCGCUAAUCUCAUAAUCAACAAAGAAAAGUGCAUCUUUGGAGUUAAGGAAAUGGAAUUCCUGGGAUACCUAGUAUCGGACAUUGGAGUAAAGCCAUUGAAGGGCAAGGUGAAAGCAAUAUCAAACAUACCAACACUUUCUAACGUUAAAGAACUCCAAGUGUUCCUAGGUGGCCUAAACUUCUACGCUGACUUCAUAAAAGACAGAGCAACCGAUCACAAACCAUUGUGCAGCAUCUUCAACCCCCACAAACCCACUCCAGAGAUUAUUUCACCGAAACUGAGCAGAUACUCAGCUACACUGAGUGCCUACAGGUACGAACUGCUCCAUCGUCCUGGCAAUAAACACUCAAACGCAGACCUCCUAUCAAGACUACCACUCGAGGAGGAACUACAGGAUGAAGAACAGUCCUACCAGGAAGUAUUCAUGAUUGAAAACGUAUCAAGAAAUCCAAUCACUCCAGAGGACAUCGCCAAAAGCACAUCAACGGACCAGAUCCUGACCCAAUUAAAAAAUGGCUGGUGGACGGAUGGCCUUUUUGGCCAUCCGUACCAGAAAAAGGUACCAGAAAUAUACAAGCACUACUGGUCCAAGAGACAGGAAAUGUCGUUACACAAAGGCUGCAUACUCUGGGGAAACAGAGUAGUAAUGCCAGAGGAACUACGUGACACCAUACUUCAAUAUCUCCAUGCCAACCACCCUGGCAUAUGCAGCACGAAAGCAGCAGCUAGAUCAUACACCUGGUGGCCUGGACAAACAUUCCUGAUUGUUGUUGAUGCCACGACGAAAUGGCUAGAAGUGAAACGUAUGCCAUCACCGAAUUCACAAAUGGUCAUCAAAGCCUUGAGAGACCUUUUCGCAACAUUCGAUCUACCCCACACCAUCGUAUCCGACAACGGGACAGCAUUCUCAUCCAGUGAGAUCAAGGAAUUCUACAAGAAGAAUGGGAUCAAGUCCAUCUACAUCGCUCCAUACAAUCCAGAAUCGAAUGGACAAGCAGAGAGGAUGGUGCAUACUGCAAAAAGGUCCCUCAACAAACUCUCAUACGGCAACUCGGAGGUUAAACUACCACGACUACUCCUCAAACAGCAUGUGACCCCAUCAUCCACAACAGGAAAGAGCCCAGCUGAAGAAAUGUUUGGAAGGCCUCUGCGCACUGCCCUGGACGUCCUCAAGCCAAGUGACGAGAGGCCACAUGAUGAUCAAACCCUAAAAAUACGAGAAUUACCAAUUGGAGUGAGGCUACAAAUGAAAAACUAUCGAGCAUCAGGACCAAAAUGGGUAAUCGCACUGUUCAAAAUGUACUCGAAAUUUAAUGAGUUGGGUGGUCGGGAGGAGAGGUGA
Molecule: messenger RNA, 2145 nt
Organism: Diachasma alloeum
Lineage: Eukaryota; Metazoa; Arthropoda; Insecta; Hymenoptera; Braconidae
Exons: 5
Coding region: 1-2145 (714 amino acids)
Biological process (GO): DNA integration
Molecular function (GO): nucleic acid binding
Source: RefSeq, a predicted model, not a curated record